This is a messenger RNA of Balaenoptera acutorostrata (minke whale), 2636 nucleotides long. RefSeq names its product ankyrin repeat domain 42 (gene ANKRD42). Bases 956 to 2527 code for a protein of 523 amino acids. NCBI's taxonomy places the organism in Eukaryota, Metazoa, Chordata, Mammalia, Artiodactyla, Balaenopteridae. The transcript has 13 exons. Gene Ontology annotation, molecular function: protein binding. The record is from RefSeq and is a predicted model, not a curated record.
GCUCCACCACCGCUGCAACCAGGUGGCUGGAGUCGGGACGCUGGAAAGCGACUCGGAGGAGAGGGUACUCGCAGACGGCGGCCGCCGCCACAGCGAAUCGCGGGGAGUAGCAACCAAAGACGGCGGCCGCCGCACCAGCCAUCGCGUGUGGAGGAUAAACGGCCGGCACGGCCAUCGCGGCGACCAAUCCAGGGAAAGAGUUAGCGAAGGCCAGGGCUUUAGUCGUAGCGAAGACAGGGAAAGAAUCCGUGAAGGCAGCGACCACCGCUGCAGGGUACCGACGGGAAGAGCAAGUGAAGAUGUCGGCUUCUCCCGCAAUGACUCGAGAAGGGUCAGUGAAGACCUGGGCCACCGUCGCAGUGUCUCUCAGGAGAGAGUCAGGGGAGACGGUGGCCACCGUCCCAGCAACUCUUGGGAGAGAGUAAGGGGAGACUGCAGCAGCGACGUGACUUUAAGUGAAGUCGGAAGCCACCCCACUAGUGACUCCGGGGGAACGGUCAGAGGAGACCGCGGCCUCCGUCUCGGUGGGACUUGGGAGGGAGUCAGGGAGGUCCGGGGUCCCCGAACCAGCGACUCCGGGGAGAGAGGCAGUGACGACCACAGCCGCCGCCUCAGUGGCUCUUGGGAGGGCGGAAGUGUGGAUGGCGGCCGCAGCCUCAGCGGUUCUUGGGAAGAGGGGGUGAAUGAAGACCGCGGCUACGUGACCAGCGACUCCUCCGUGGUGAGCGUCAGCGAAGACGCCAGCCGCCGCCGCUUCUGGGAGAGAGAAAGCGAAGACGAAGGUUCCCGCUGCCGGGGCUUCUGGGAGAGAACGACGGAGGACGGCGUCCCCGGGCCUAGCGACGACGAGAAAGACAGCCGCUGCUGCACUGGCUCGUGGGUGACAGCGAGCGAAGACCGCCGCAACAGCAGGGGCCUGGACUCGACUCCUCCCCGGAGUCCGACGGGUCGCACCAUGUCCGGGGUGUCCGGUUCAGGCCCCUCCACCUCCUCCACGGAGACUGCGACCCCGUUAGGUGCCAGGAAGAAAGUGCAUUUUGGUAGCAUACAUGAUGCAGUACGCGCUGGAGAUGUAAAGCAGCUUUCAGAAAUAGUAGAACGUCGUGCCAGCAUUAAUGAAGUGGACGUUCUCCAUACAUUUACCCCUUUACAUUGGGCAGCGCAUUCUGGCAGUUUGGAGUGUCUUCAUUGGCUCCUCUGGCAUGGAGCUGAUCUCUCACAAGUAACGGUGAGAGGUUGGACAGCAGCUCACAUAGCUGCAAUCAGGGGACAGGAUGCUUGCAUGCAGGCUCUUAUAAUUAAUGGAGCCAAUCUGGCAGCUCAAGAUGAUCGUGGAUGCACUCCUUUACACCUGGCUACAACACACGGACAUUCUUUCACUUUACAAAUAAUGCUGCGAAGUGGAGUGGAUCCCAGCGUGACUGAUAAGAGAGAGUGGAAACCUGUGCAUUAUGCAGCUUUUCAUGGGCGGCUUGGCUGUUUGCAACUUCUCAUUAAAUGGGGAUGUAGCAUAGAAGAUGUGGACUACAAUGGAAACCUUCCAGUUCACUUAGCAGCCAUGGAAGGCCACCUUCACUGUUUUAAAUUCCUACUCAGUAGAAUGAGCAGUGCCUCCCAAGCUUUGAAAGCCUUCAAUGAUAAUGGAGAAAAUGUAUUGGACCUAGCCCAGAGGUUCUUUAAGCAGAACAUUUUACAGUUUAUCCAGGGGGCUGAGUAUGAAGGAAAUGAUCCAAAAGAUCAAGAAACUUUAGCAUUUCCAGGUCAUGUGGCUGCCUUUAAGGGUGAUUUGGAAAUGCUUAAGAAAUUAAUAGAAGAUGGAGUAAUCAAUAUUAAUGAACGUGAUAAUAAUGGAUCAACUCUUAUGCAUAAAGCUGCUGGGCAAGGCCACAUAGAGUGUUUGCAGUGGCUAAUUAAAAUGGGAGCAGACAGUAAUAUUACCAAUAAAGCAAGGGAGAAACCCAGUGAUGUGGCUAAGAGGUUUGCCCAUUUAGCAGCAGUAAAGCUAUUGGAAGGACUACAGAAAUAUGAUAUCGAUGAUGAGAGUGAAAUUGAUGAAAAUGAUAUUAAGUUUUUCAUAAGACAUGGUGUUGAGGGAAGCACUGAUGCCAAGGAUGAUAUAGGUCUCAGUGAGUUGGAUAAAACAGAUGCCAGAGUGAGAGCUUAUAAGAAAAUUGUAGAAUUGAGACACCUCCUGGAAAUUGCUGAGAGCAACUAUAAACACUUGGGAGGCAUAACAGAAGAUCUAAAGCAGAAGAAAGAACAGCUUGAGUCUGAAAAGACUAUCAAAGAGCUGCAGGGCCACCUGGAGUAUGAACGACUACGCAGAGAAAAAUUAGAAUGUCAGCUGGAUGAGUAUCGAGCAGAGGUGGAUCAACUCAGGGAGAUGCUGGAGAAAACUCAGGUUCCCAACUUUGCGGCUGUGGAAGAUGACUCUUCCUGUGAGUCAAGCAAAGAGAAGAGGCGGGUGAAGAAAAAGGUGUCUUCUGGGGGAGUUUUUGUGAAAAGCUUGCAGGAUCUUGAUUUGUGAGCCCGGGGUUAGGAGGAAGCUCCGAGUCCAAACCACUGGACUAAUAGAGAACCUCAGACCUCAGGGAAUAUUUAUCAGAGUGAGGUCUCACAGAGUUCCUCAUCUCAGC